UGGGCGACUCGGUCAGUCAGCCAGCCCUGGAGAACGGGCACGUAUUUAAAUAACCGCCCUCCGUGCCAUGUUUCUGUUGCCUAACCCUUCUCAUGCGAUUGGGAUUUGGUCCAGCCACCUGGUCAUGUCGGUAUAUCUGCCGAAUAAAGCCCUCGGAUGGCCGUACCCCUAGCCACAGUACAAACGAGACAGCGAGAAUAUGCACCCGUGCCAGGGAACGGAGUAGCUGUUAUGAGAUGAAACACCAUUGGAGGCAGUGUGUCAUGGUUUGGAGAGGUUACACCACUGCGGCAGGGUUAGCUAAUCUGCAGAUGAUUGUGACAUGGGUCUGCCAACCGGACUGGAGGGUAAUGACUCGAGGGAAGGGUGAUGACGACAAUUCAAUCAUGUCUGCAGUCGCAUUGGAUGGAUUGUGUAUGCCUAAUUUGUACGACAGCCAGGUCUCGCAGUGGACUUACUUUGACGGUCCUGGACUGGAUCCAGGUUAUCCAUGCCCAUCUGCCGUGCAUAUACGGACUCGGCUCUCAGUAACUCCGGAGGUGGAAACAUCCGAAUUGAUGAUGGAUUAUUUGACUCGGUCAAGCGUGGAUUUGUGAUUGGAUUGGAGGUGGAGGUGAAGUGCAGCAGUUUCGGUCUUUACUCGGCAGGUGUUGUCC
Messenger RNA from Aspergillus japonicus CBS 114.51, 656 nucleotides. RefSeq lists its product as uncharacterized. NCBI's taxonomy places the organism in Eukaryota, Fungi, Ascomycota, Eurotiomycetes, Eurotiales, Aspergillaceae. Bases 93 to 596 code for a protein of 167 amino acids. The transcript has a single exon. The record is from RefSeq and is a predicted model, not a curated record.